Drosophila ananassae is the source of this 1371-nucleotide messenger RNA. RefSeq names its product extensin. Lineage: Eukaryota; Metazoa; Arthropoda; Insecta; Diptera; Drosophilidae. The record is from RefSeq and is a predicted model, not a curated record. The coding region runs from base 230 to 1315 and encodes 361 amino acids. The transcript is spliced from 2 exons.
UACAACAAAUCAAAGAGGCUGAGCAGCAGCAGCCACAACAAAACACCAUCCCAUCCAGCAGACGUUUCUUGUGGAUGAGUUGGCCCAAAACUCGUUUUCGAGUGAUCUUCUUCGGUGGGUUGGCUUUGCGGGUGUUAGCCCGUCCGGAGUUCAUUUAGCUGCCAGCCGGCGAAGAAACCACAACGCAUCGACUAUUGAGUGUCCGAAAAAAAGCUAGAGCUCCUCCGAAAUGCCGUCCCCACUGUGGCUGUUGAUCUCAAUGCUUGUCCUAGUCGGCUCGCAGGACUACCAUUACCAGCCCCCGCAUAUUCCUUUCACAGCUGAAACCUACCACGCCCCUCAGACACCACAGCAGCCUCAAACCACCAAGUUUGUGGUGCAAACUCUGGGUCGUACCUAUGGCCUGGAAACGCAAAGAGCGCCCGCCAUCUACGAGGAUCAUCAGACCCAGGUGAUCCGCGUCUUGGAGCAGCAUCAGGUGCAGCAGCAGCCCCAGACUUACUACCAGGCUCCCCAGCAGCAACAACAGUACAGCUACCCGGCUGCUAUUCCCCAGCAGCUGCACACUUCAUCCUAUGCCAAUCCCCUCCUGGUGAGUGCCAGUUAUCAGGCUCCGCCGCAGGCUUUGGCCCCUCCAGCACCCGCUGCCCCUCCCCAGCCUCUGAGCUACUACCAGCCGCCGCAACAGCAACAGCAACAGCCACUGCUGCCGGCGCACCAGAGGAGUCCUGCUCCGAUUGUUGGAUACGCCACUGCUCGCCAGCAGGCGCCGCAGCCACCGGCCCAGUACCUUCCGCCCCAGCAGCCGCCCCCACAGAAGCUCUUCUUUGGCAACCCUCAGCCAUACGCCUCGGUGAACGUCGGCGGUCAGCAGGUCUUGGAUGCGGGCCACGGCUCAGGAGUGGCUCCCAAUGAAGUGCAGGUCCAGCUGGUGACAGCCACGGGUCAGCAACCCCAGCAACCGCGUAUCGGCGACCAAGUGGGUCAGUCCCAAAGCUCCCAGGUCGACGGCUAUGACUACAAGCAGACUUCUCCCGGAGAUACCCGUGACUACCAGCGAUUUGUCACCAACUGCGGACCUGGAGGACAGUGCCAACGGAAGGAGCUAGGUCCCGGCGAGGUGGACCCCACCCACCAGAGGGCGCUGCAGUUCACCCGGUCCAGCACCCAGCCCCGCAUAGAGGGCUGUUUCAAGAGCCCCGUGAUCUAUGUGCCCGUGGGAGCGGAGGUCAACGAUCAGGGUCAGCUGCGGCCCAAGAACCGCCGACAGAACGAGCGCCAGGAGCAGAUCUUCUCCCGCUACCCCUACAACUAGACUAAUCCUCUCCAAAAAAAAACCGAAUUUCACAUCGAAUUUAUUAGUUUUUACAU